Molecule: messenger RNA, 2304 nt
Organism: Malassezia vespertilionis
Lineage: Eukaryota; Fungi; Basidiomycota; Malasseziomycetes; Malasseziales; Malasseziaceae
Gene: UTP5
Product: Small subunit (SSU) processome component
Exons: 1
Coding region: 1-2304 (767 amino acids)
Biological process (GO): maturation of SSU-rRNA from tricistronic rRNA transcript (SSU-rRNA, 5.8S rRNA, LSU-rRNA)
Cellular component (GO): nucleolus
Molecular function (GO): protein binding
Source: RefSeq, a predicted model, not a curated record
AUGGCGAAGAGCAAGGCUGCGAAGCCGCCCAAGUCACGGCCCGCAGCGACCACGGCCCUGGCACAGUCUCUGCAUGGCGCUUCAGACACAAAUAUAAGCGCGUUCAGUGCGGACGGCAGCUUGUUUGCACAGCUCUCGCAGGCCGUGGACCGUUGUCGUUUGCGCGUGCAUGCAGCGCCGACGUCUGCACUUGUGGCCGAUUUUUUGCUACCGGAGAGUGUCGCAUGCCGUGCUAUGGCAUGGGUAACCGUAGGCGGUGCUGAUGGCAGUGCGGACGCGAGCGCGUCCAAGAAACGCAAGGCCAAGGCGCCCGCACGCGCCGCCGAGCUAGAUGUACCGCACGUCGCGCUCGGUCUUGCGAACGGCACUGUGCUGCUCUACUCGCCACAGCUUGCCAAUGUAGUGCGCAUCCUUGUUGCAAGCACUGCCGAUGCGAUGAAUGCCGGCAUCACGAGCCUGUCAUUUGCGCAUGAGCGCCGUAUGCUCUGGGCAUCCACGCAAAAUGGCUGGGUCCAAGGAUGGGCGUUGGACGAUGCAAAUAACGACCGCGCUCCGCCCACGCGCCACUUUUUGCCGGACACCAAGUCGCCCGUUCGUCUUGUGCAAUGUGGUCCCGACUCGACUAUCCUCACUGCCCACCACGCCGUGGCACUCUUUUCCACUGCCACCGAGCCGCCGGCGGAGCGUAUGCAUUGCACAGGCCAUGCAUCUCCGAUUACACACCUUGCCUGGGCUGCAGACGACGCAUUCCUAAGUGCCGCUGAAGGAGAUCGGCACCUGUACUUUUGGCGCGCCGCCCCAAGCGACCGCGCCGUCCAAGCGCAAGGAAUGCUUACACUCGACGCGCCUGCACGGCGCUUGUGUACUUGGACAGCCCCGGGCGAGGAUGCUGGUCUGCUGCUUGCGAUUUCCGAGCGUGGAACUGCCGACGUGUAUAGAUUGCCAACAAAGGAUGCCGUGCCGAAAAAGGGGCUCUUGUCCAUGGAGCGCGCCGCUUCUUUUUCUCUCGGCGCACACGCCGCAGAGCUGAUGGAUGCACACAUCAAUGACGAUGGCACGCGAGUGUGCAUUGCACGCGCACGCAAGAAUGUCAAGAUUGUGUUGGAAGAAGCUGCGCUGCGUGAUCCAAGCGGCGCGCUGCUUUCCAAUGUACUUUUUGGCGCCGCGCUGCCCACGCCGGAUACAAGCGCUGACAGCACGACGCAGCGGUACACUGACACGACGGGUGCUGCCGGCGCGCGCGUAGAGCUUCCGAGCCAUGCCGCCCAUGCAGCUGCUCUUUUCGGUACGGAGGGCGGUCUUCUUCCCGAGCUAAAGCCGUUGGACGACAGCAGUGAAGCGAUGGACGAGCCGAGCUUGGCGCAGCGGCUCAAGGCGCUCAAGGUACAGCGUGGAGAGCCUGUAGAGGAAGAGGACGAUACCGAAGACGCACAGCCGUUCGUCCCGGUGGGCAGCGCGUCGCUUGCAUCCUCGCUUACACAGGCACUUCAUUCCGGCGAUCAGGCGCUCUUGACUGCUUCCUUGGUGCACUCCGACCCCAACUUGAUCCGGACGACGGUGCGUCGCAUUUCGGGGCCGCUCGCCGUGCGUCUUUUGGAGAGCUGCGUGGAGCGCUUGAGCCGCGGGGGAGUGAAGAGCAAAGGCGCACUGGGCAGUGCGCGCGCGCGGGGAAUUGUCGAAUGGAUCCAUCAGGCGCUCACAUGUCAUACUGCGUACCUCAUGUCGCUCCCCGAUCUUGUCGCGCGCCUUGCGCAGCUGCACCACAGUCUGGCGGCGCGCCUUGCUUCGUACCAGCGCCUCUUGGCGCUCAAGGGGCGCUUGGAGCUUGUCAUGUCCCAGAUUGAUAUGCAUAUGGCGUAUACACCCAAUGAGGCGCCUCUUCAGGUCCAGGGCCAGAAAAUGGGGAAGCGCGCACAGGCAGCGGAGCUUGCGCGGCGCCAAGACGCGGUGCAUGCGCGCGAGCAUGGCCAGACUUGGAUCGAGCCUGAGGAAGAGGAAGAGGAUAUCGAGGAGAUUGGGCUGGAUGCUCACGAUGGUAUGCUUGUGGACGACGAAGCGAUCUCUGUCGGCAGCGUGGAUGAAGAUGAUCUUGAUGCCGACCUCGAUGAGCAGGAUGAGGAGGAAGAAGAAGACGAGGAGGAGGAGGAGGAAGAAGAAGACUCUUCUUCCCUCGAAGACGACCUCCACGACGAAUCCACCGAUGCGGACGAUAGCGACGACAUUGCUAGCUCCGACGAUGAGAACGAGCACACCGUCGAAGAAAUGCUGGACCCUGCGUCCGAAAGCGACGAGGAAAUGGAGUAG